CUCUGACGCGCUACCAGUUCCAGGCAGUUUUUAAGCGGUGCCUUGGGGUUGUUGGUGCCCCAGUGGCUGAAUUUGGCACACAUUCCUUUCGGAUUGGUGCGGCAACGGAGACGUCGCGUGCCGGGCUGGCCGUAGCGGACAUUCAGCGCAUUGGGAGAUGGCGCUCGGUGUGUUAUGCAGGAUAUUUUCGUCCGGAACUGCUUCUUUAAAUUUUUUUCUGUUUCAGAGUCUCCGGUGGCUUCUGUGUUCUUCCUGGGGCAUUCAUAUGUCCACCGGGCGGCCCAGAGGGCGAGUUGCCGUCCUGGCGGAAGAUCGUUGGGUGUUCCGAACAUCGAUGCCCACUGGCGUGGUAUUCCAGGCAUGCGUUGGCAGCAAAUUCUUUCAGAAGCGGUGGGCAUUGCUGGAAUGGUUCGAUCUCCGGUGAUCUUGGUCGUUCCAUGACGGUGGGAACGACCUUUGUUUUACCCGUUUUCCAGAGCUCAUCACCGUCAUGAAAGUUGAUGUGGAGAGGUUAUCUGGCUUCUUUACGGAGCUGGUUUUGGUAUGGUCUGAGAUUGUACCUAGGGUCAAGUGGCAAGGGGCCAGGGACGCUGAGGCCAUUGAGCGGUCUCGCCGCCUGGUCAAUGCCAGAAUGGCUCGUUUUGUUCGGUCCAAGGGUGGGGUGGUGGUCCGUCACCGCGAGCUGGAGGGUGACAAUCUGCGAUUCAUGAUCGCGGAUGGGGUCCACCUCAAUGAUAUUGGGCUGGACAUUUUUCUAUCGGGCCUGCAGGAUGGUCUGGAGCAGGCCCUGUUCCUGGUGAGUGGCGGUCGGAGCUCCGUGUAGGGAUACAUGGGCUCCUAGUGGCAUGGAAAUGUUAUGACCUGAGAAGAUGGAAGAUGCCGUGGGCAGUCAUGCCCGUCGGGGAUCCGACGGUUGGCACUCCUCUGCGGCUGUGGAACAGGUCAAUAUCACCGUUUUUGUUAUCUGGUUACUGCUAUGCAGUGUUGAGUUAGAGUUGCACGCUAUAGUGCGGUUUAUUACUAUUAAUAAAUUUGGAGCUGUGACCACCACCUCAGCCCACUAAAAGAGAAGCACGGUGUCUGUCGUUAUUUACUCAGCGGGGGGAGGGCAAAAGUUUGUAGAGGUAAGGUGUGUUCAAUGCAGUCACGCUGAGAUACACCGACAGUAUUGCACACGACGGGCUUAAAUACACCAGCUCGGCAGACCGUAUCACACACACGACAUGCUUAGAUACAUCCGCUCAUCAGACCGUAUCACACAGUAUAGGUUUAGAUACACCAGUGCUGCAGCAUCUCUUCAGGUUAGAUACGCUCUCUCGACAGGAGGAAAAUACGUUAAUAAAUUGGGAAAUCAGGCGGGAGAGAUGCUUACACAUUAUACCAACAGGAAAUGCUGGGACUUGUAGUUCCACGGUGUUUACCGUGCGCAGGUAUAUGUACGUAUAAUGAUUUUAUGGGGUCAAACUCCACAGCGUUGUAUGGCAAUAAGGAAGCGGCUGGGGGGUGAAGGAGCGGACGCUCUCCUCUCACUUCAUCUCUGCUCCUAUAGCCUGCGGGGUCUCCCUUUAGGUUUAACCCUUUCCUGACUCUCUCCCCCCUAUAGCCAUGUGUACGGGAGACUGUGCCAAGUUUAUUGGGGCCUCGCUGUACCCCUUCUGCGCCCUUUGUAUUAUCUGUAACCUCUUACUGCUCUUCCCAGGCUGGACCACCGAGGCCGUCCAGGACCCCCAGGAGAAGCUGACCCCCGAGGUCCUGUAUCUGGGGGGAUUCUUCGGCAGUGGGCUUCUGGUCCUCAUCCCUGCAAUAUGUAUACAGUAUACCGGUCGGCAUGGAAAACUCAACAACCGAGUUGGGAUGUUGGUCUCAAUAGUCCUGGCGGCAGUCGCGGUUUGCGGAUCCAUCUAUGGAUUUGUCACGUCCUUGUUGGGUCUUCUCCACGGCCCUCAGUGUUAUUACCAGUUCAUCAGCGGAGACCGUCGCUGGACGUCCCCCUUUAAACGAGAAUGGGAGUAUCUAGAAUUGGAGCGCAGCUACCUGUUCCACAGGGAGGUCUGGAGCCGUUGUACCAUACCGGUAGGAGUGGUUGAGUUCAAUGUCAUCUUGUUCUCCACUAUCAUGGUGGCCAGCGCGGUUCAAGUCGUCCUCUGCACCAUUCAGAUGAUUAAUGGUUUGUUAGGCUUCCUCUGUGGGACCUGCCAAAGGAGACGCGGGACAGUAUAAAUGAUGAAGCAGCAGAAGCUAAGUCUUUCGGAUCCCUACUCCCAUCGUCCUGACUUCUCGUAAUGGGAGAACCGGAGAAAAUGGUCAUCACCAGUAGAUAUUGAUGCAUGAGAAACUGGAAAUAAAAUCCAUCUCCUAUCUGUAGCCAGGGGGCGCUAUGUAUAAUACUAGUAAUAUAAUCAUUAUACUGUAUAUCCUUAUCCUCAUUAUUUUAAAAGAGUAUAUAUCGUAUUAGCUGAAAAUGUUUUAUUCAUUUGUAAAUAUAUGUAAUCUCUCAUAUU
Molecule: messenger RNA, 2501 nt
Organism: Hyla sarda
Lineage: Eukaryota; Metazoa; Chordata; Amphibia; Anura; Hylidae
Product: transmembrane 4 L6 family member 5-like
Exons: 5
Coding region: 1606-2220 (204 amino acids)
Cellular component (GO): membrane
Source: RefSeq, a predicted model, not a curated record